CUGUACUUCAGCCGUCAUGCUCACUGCUGACUGACAGUGGACACACGUGUCCACUGAGGAAAACUGUGUUGGUGCUGGUCUGUAAUCCUGCUCUGAAACGGAUUAACAAAUAACUUUUAACAGUUACAAGACAGAGACAUGUCCUCCUGUGUGAUGAAGUCCAGAGGUAAAAACCCAUACACAGCCGUGCAGGUGGACCCAGACAGUGACUACAUCACACCGGGAACAUUAGACCUGGAGCAGCUGUUCUGGACAGGCACCGGGGCUCAGUAUGCACAUGUCAACCAGGUCUGGCCCAGAGUCUUCAUCGGGGAUGAGAAAACUGCUCUGGAGCGGCCUGGGCUGAAGGAUCUGGGUAUCACACAUGUCCUGAACGCUGCAGAGGGGAAGUGGAAUAAUGUGCUGACCGGUGCUGAUUACUACAGUGACAUGGACAUCCAGUACUACGGGGUAGAGGCUGAUGACAAACCCACAUUCAACAUCUCCCAGUACUUCAGACCUGCAGCCCAGUUCAUCCACGAGGCCCUAAGUCACCCACAGAACAAGGUGUUGGUGCACUGUGUGAUGGGUCGGAGCAGGUCAGCGACUCUGGUCUUGGCAUACCUGAUGAUGAAACACAGCUUGACCGUGGUGGAUGCUAUUGAGCGUGUGCGACAGCACCGCUGUAUCCUGCCCAAUCACGGCUUCCUAAAACAGCUCAGAGCCCUGGACAUUACAUUACAAGAGGAGAGGCUCCGAGAAAAAAGACAGAGGCAAGACCAAUAGCACAAAGCCAAGAAAUAAUAUGCCAGUGUUUACAACUUCAGUUUUCCAUCUGAAUCUAUCUCAGGUAUUUAAAAAUGUUCAUGUUUCUUUAACUACUGGAUCAAUAAA
Toxotes jaculatrix (banded archerfish) is the source of this 873-nucleotide messenger RNA. RefSeq names its product dual specificity phosphatase 29. Gene Ontology annotation, biological process: protein dephosphorylation; negative regulation of MAPK cascade. The transcript is spliced from 4 exons. Bases 139 to 765 code for a protein of 208 amino acids. Gene Ontology annotation, cellular component: cytoplasm. Gene Ontology annotation, molecular function: MAP kinase phosphatase activity; protein tyrosine/serine/threonine phosphatase activity. NCBI's taxonomy places the organism in Eukaryota, Metazoa, Chordata, Actinopteri, Toxotidae. The record is from RefSeq and is a predicted model, not a curated record.